Messenger RNA from Erigeron canadensis, 2394 nucleotides. RefSeq lists its product as uncharacterized. The transcript is spliced from 7 exons. Lineage: Eukaryota; Viridiplantae; Streptophyta; Magnoliopsida; Asterales; Asteraceae. The record is from RefSeq and is a predicted model, not a curated record. The coding region runs from base 1 to 2394 and encodes 797 amino acids.
AUGGGUAAUAUUCAGUUUUGUCUAGACUUUCCUGCUGCACAUGCUAUUUUUCAGCCUUAUAGAGUUUCGGAUCAUAACCCAUGCGUAUUAAAACUCGAUAAUGUACAAAGAGAACGUCCAAAAGCGUUUAACUUCGCGAAUUUUCUUAUGCAUAAAGAGGAGUUUCUGAACAUACCUUCUUACAAGCAGGGAAAUAUUCAUAAUCGAGUUGCAGCUCUUCGUGAAGACCUUGACCGUACUCAAAAAGCAAUUGACUCUGAUCCUGGAAAUGAGGGACUUCGUAAACAGGAAGCAGAUAUUCUAAUGAACUUUAAAGCUGCUGUGCUUGAUGAAGAACAAUUUUUAAAGCAAAAAGUGAAGAUUGAUUGGCUUGAGGUUGGUGAUUCAAAUACUAAAUAUUUCCAUAACUCCAUGAAAGCAAAACAUCAUCGAAGUAGAAUUGACAAGAUUACUGAUGUUCAUGGGAUCGAUCAUGAGGGGGGUGAAGUCCCAAAGGCCUUAGUUGCUCAUUAUGAAUCGUUUCUUGGAAUGCCAGGGCUAACGACAGAGUUUAAUAGUGUAGGGGUCUUUGUUAAUACUCUCGAUAGUACCAAAGCUAAUAUGAUGAUCCAAGCCGUUACUGAUGAUGAAAUUAAAUCAGCUCUUUUUCUAUCGAUGACAACAAAGCUCUGGGUCCGGACGGUGUAUAAAUGCAUUAACAAAAUUAUCACGAAUAGAAUCAAGGGUGGGCUGGAUGAUAUCAUUGACAUCAAUCAGUCAGCCUUUGUUUCUGGAAGACGUAUUUCAGACAACAUUCUUUUGACUCAAGGAUUAAUGCACAACUAUCAUAGGGAGAUUGGUCAUCCUCGAUGUGCGUUUAAGGUUGAUAUACAAAAGGGGUAUGACACAGUUGAUUGGAAGUUCUUACGAGCGAUCCUGAUAGGAUUUGGGUUCCAUACCAUUAUGGUCGAUUCGAUCAUGACAUGUGUAACGAGUGCUUCAUUCUCUCUUAGCAUUAAUGGUAAUAUUUAUGGUUUCUUCAAAGGCGAGAGGGGGCUGAGACAAGGAGACCCGAUGUCUCCUUAUCUUUUUACACUAGUCAUGGAGGUUCUUUCAUUGAUUCUGAAGAAGGCUAUUCGAGAAACAGGAUCGUUUAAGUUUCAUAACCAAUGUAAAAAAGAUCAAAUUAUUAACAUUUGUUUUGUAGAUGAUCUCUUCCUAUUUGCUCGUGGUGAUUUGGCUUCGGUCAAAGUGCUCAUGGAGGGUCUUGGUGUGUUUACCAAGGCAUCUGGUUUGAAUCAGGGUCUCUCAAAAAGCACGACGUUCUUUUGUAAUAUCCCUGAUCAUGUAAAACAUGCCGUGAUUGGUAUUAUGCCGUUUACUGAGGGACAACUUCCAAUUCGUUACCUUGGAGUCCCACUUAUCUCGUCUAGGCUUCUACAUAAGGAUUGUAAAGUCCUUGUUGAAAGAAUGGAGGCCAGGAUUAGCGAUUGGAAAAACAAGUCAUUGUCGUUUGCCAGAAGGUUACAACUCAUUAACUCUGUUCUUUCAUCUUUACAUAUUUAUUGGGCAUCGGUGUUUAUUCUUCCUGCUAGUAUUAUUAAUGACUUGGAAAAGAAGAUGCGAAGCUUCCUUUGGUGUCAAGGGCCGAUGUCUAAAGGUAAAGCAAAAGUGUCGUGGAAAGAUUGUUGUUUGCCUAAAAAUGAAGGUGGUCUUGGGAGUGAAUGGGGUUGGAGGAAAAUGCUACUCAUGCGUGAUGCUAUCUGUCCUCAUAUCAAAUACUACAUGGGAAAUGGACACUCGACAUCUGCUUGGUACGAUUCUUGGUUACCGAUAGGUCCACUAUGCAAAUAUAUAUCGCCAAGAGAAGUUACUUCAGCUAGAUUCAGCCUAGAAGCAAAAGUGAGCGAUCUGAUCAAUAAUGGUAGCUGGCUAUGGCCAUCAGCUUGGUCCGAUCUAUUUCCAGUCUUAAUUGGAAUGAAUGGUCCUAUUCUAAAUCGUGAUGAGGAAGAUACUAUUUUUUGGAUUGACAAGGAUGGAAAUGAGGUUUCGUAUUCAGCUAGUAGUACAUGGGACUCCUUGCGUUGGAGCCAACAAUGGGUUGAUUGGUUUGAUAUGAUUUGGAACUUGGUACACCCUCUUGCUAUGAUUCAGCAUGUUUCGUGCAGUUGGGAGAAUAUUUUGCAAGCUAUUCUUGCUGAUAAUUCGAAAUUAGCAAGAGUGGUUAUUGGGAAAUUACUUGUAGCUGCUACGAUUGAAACUGGUGACCUUGAAGAUCAAGAGGAAGACGCGAGGACGGAGCAUUUUGGAAGCAUGGAAUAUACCGAAGAUCAUGUUAAAGUAGUUGAGUACAUGCUUUUAAGCAUGUUAGUUUUGCUUGAUAUAUGCAUACGGCAUGUCGUAUGUAUAAACUAA